Pristis pectinata (smalltooth sawfish) is the source of this 1777-nucleotide messenger RNA. RefSeq names its product GTP-binding protein 10 (putative) (gene gtpbp10). Bases 275 to 1378 code for a protein of 367 amino acids. The record is from RefSeq and is a predicted model, not a curated record. Lineage: Eukaryota; Metazoa; Chordata; Chondrichthyes; Rhinopristiformes; Pristidae. Gene Ontology annotation, cellular component: mitochondrion. Gene Ontology annotation, molecular function: GTP binding; magnesium ion binding; GTPase activity. The transcript is spliced from 10 exons.
AGUGGAACUAAUACAAAGCUUUGCAGCAGUCCGCGGAAAGUUAAGAUGACGCACCAACAACGUCUCUUUUGUAGAAGUACAAGUUUCAAUUGUACAAGUUUAUCCAUCUAUUUGAUUUGAUCGCGCUGGAGAAAUUAACGCACCGCACAGCACAAACGUUUUAUAAUUUCCUCAGGAGAUCGUUAUGAAUUAAUAACUCUGGUUUCUCUCAGUGGACGGAUGAAGGUUUGGAGGAGGGGGGAGCUGUGAGGGGCGGUUUCCGGUUGUGGUUGCCAUGGUGCGGUGCGGCCCCGCGCUGCUGAGGACGUAUGGCAACUUCAUUGACAAUCUUAGACUGUAUGUCCAUGGGGGGACUGGUGGAAUGGGCCUUCGCCGACUUGGAGGUGAAGGUGGGAAUGGUGGGGAUGUCUUGGUUGUUUCGCAAGAUGGAAUAACUUUGAAGAUGAUCAGGGAUAAAUAUCCGAAUAAACGUUUCCUAGCUGGUGUUGGUGCAAACAGCAGCAUUCGAUCACUUAAGGGCGCAAAGGGAAAAGACUGUGAAAUUUAUGCCCCAGUUGGAAUUUCAAUCACUAGUGAUAAUGGAAAAGUAAUAGGUGAACUAAACCGAAAAGGGGAUCGGUUAAUUGUAGCCCAGGGUGGUCAUGGUGGAUCAUUUAAGACCAACUUUCUGCCUUCUAAGGGCCAAGCUGGAAUCAUAAGAAUGGAUUUGAAGCUGGUAGCUGAUGUAGGAUUGGUUGGGUUUCCAAAUGCUGGGAAAUCUACAGUAUUGAGUCAGUUGUCUCAUGCAAAACCAAAAAUUGCAGAUUAUCCAUUCACUACCUUGAGACCAGAAAUUGGAAAGUUAUUAUACAGUGAUUACAAACAGGUAUCAGUGGCAGAUCUGCCUGGUUUGAUUGAAGGUGCACACUUAAAUAAAGGAAUGGGUCACAAAUUUCUUAAGCAUGUAGAGAGGACCAAGCAACUUCUUUAUGUGGUGGAUGUGACUGGAUUUCAACUUUCAUCUGAAACACCAUUUAGAACAGUAUUUGAAGCUAUUCAGUUUUUAACAAAGGAGUUGGAGCUAUAUAAAGCGGAGCUUUUAUCAAAACCUGCACUGUUAGCUGUAAACAAAAUGGAUUUGGAGAAUGCUGCAGAAAAGUUUAAAGAACUGAUACAACAGCUUCAGCAGCCUCAAGACUUCUAUUACUUAAUACCAGAAGAGAUGGUUCCCAUGAGACCAGUCCAGUUUAAACACAUAGUCCCAAUCUCUGCAUUGACUGGAUAUGGAAUUGAAGAAUUGAAAAACUGUAUUCGAAAAUCAUUAGAUAAUCAGGAUGAUCUGGAAAAUGAACAUUAUAGGCUUGAAAAGCUGCAGAGUUUACGUUCAAACAAUUUUUGAACGUAUUUAGAACAUUCAAAUUCAUUGAUUUUUGGGGCUGAUGAAUCUUCUAGGAAGAGACAGGAAACACUAUGGUGUUGCCAUAGUAGCUUCAGCAGAGAUAAUGCUGUGUGCAUUCCCCUGAUUAAAAGAUGCAAUCAAGACCCUAAUUUGACUUCAAGUGCUCAGAUUUUGCUUGUGCUGAACAUAUUUGUGAAGGACAAGUGGUGGGACAUGUUGCAAGUUGAUCAAUGAAGGCCAUUCUCAAUAAAGCUGCAGAUUUUUCAGUUAUAGUUUUCAUAUAAUUGUGCUGUACACAAGACUGCCACUUGGCUCAUCAUGCUUGUGCUAUCUCUUUGAAAGAACAUCCAAUAUACAAAUCAUGCUAAUAUCUUAACUGGCAUUUCAUCUUUUACUCGA